GUUCAUCGGAGACGGAGAGGCUUGCACAGGACAGGAUAAAAUGGAGAGCUGUACCAAACCAGCACUGGGACUCCUGAAGAUUACGUCAACAACAUGCAUUCUUAUGAACUUUGAGUUUUCGACUAUACUCUUUGACUGCUUCGAAUCUGAAGUAUUGUUUCUGCACAGGCGUCAUUGUGUGGUGUUUGUAAAUAUGAAGCAGUAGUUGAAAACAUCGUUAGAAUUAGUUUUAGUUGUUAGUGGAGAUGGUGUAGCUACUCGUGGGGGACCAUGGCUGAAGUGAACGUAAGUCCCGAUGAAGAAGAACGUGUCCAUUUCAGAAGAAUAGUUGCUGCCUUUAAAUGUUACAGAGAAAUGUAUGAAACAAGACUAAGGAGGGCAGAAACAAAUUUGAGAAAACUUUCUGCAAGGCACCAACAGCUCCUACAAAGUUAUAAGUUGCAUCUGCGCAGUGUCAGAGAAUGUAUUGAGAAAAAUGCUGAGGUUCUUUCAGCAUUUGUUCAAGAUGCUUAUGCACUGUUUGACAAUGCGGAGGAAUUUGAAAGAGGUGGACGUGAUGAGCCACCUACUUGGCAAGACAUUGAGAAGCUGCAGGCAACAUUGAAAAGUGUGUAUCGCGAUUGGACUGUUGAGGGAGCUCUCGAGCGAGACCAAUGCUAUAAACCAAUACUUGAAGCUAUUGACAACCAUUUCUCCACUGAAAAGGCACUUCGCCAGGAGAUUAAAAUAUUAGUCCCAGGUGCUGGGUUGGGUCGUCUGAUGUUUGAAGUAGCAUGCCGAGGCUACAGCUGCCAGGGUAAUGAAGUCUCAUAUUUCAUGUUGUUAUCAUCAUAUUUUCUAUUAAACAGGUGUCAUACUGCACAUAUGUUUACAAUUUACCCAUGGGUACAUAAUUUUGCAAACAACCUGACCUGUGAGUCCCAAACUCGAGGUGUCACAUUUCCUGAUGCUGUUGCCAGCGAAAUCUUGAGCUCUUCCGACCUCAUGUCUAUGGCCGCCGGAGAUUUUAUGGAGAUUUAUCAUGAAAAUGCUUACUGGGACUGUGUAGCAACUUGUUUCUUUAUUGACUGCUCAAGUAAUGUUGUAGAUUGCAUAGAGAAGAUAUACAGCAUUCUCAAACCAGGUGGCAUAUGGGUGAACUUGGGCCCAUUAUUGUAUCACUAUUCAGAUGCAACUACAAAACAGCCUCUGGUGGAACCUCCAUUUGAUAUAGUUCUGAGCAUUAUUAAGAAAUUUGGAUUCGAUGUGCAGACUGUAAGAUAUAAUGUGGAGAGUACUUACGCGCACAACACCGAGUCAUUGUUGCAGUAUAAAUACAAGAGUAUAUUUUUUGUCUGCACUAAACCUGUACCAGUACAUCAGACAGAAGCACACGCUGCGGUUGAAGAAAAUGUGGAAAAUGCUGCUGGAACAAGUUCUUCCCAAAGUGAAAAUCCUUCAUGCACAAACCCGACAGCUUCAUCUGAAUCACACACUAAGAAGAGAAAGUCGAAACCAAAUUCUGAAGAAACACAAGAAUUUUCAGAUUCACCUACGACUGAUGUACAAAGUGAUAAAUAGCAACAUGAUUCUGACAUAAAUACUACUGACUGAAAAGAAAGAUGAAAUAGAAUGUAAACCCUGGGGCAACAUUAAUCCUCACAUUCCUUGAAUCAUUGUAUUUCUGAAUCUUCCACUAAACAGAAGUUUCCUUCACAUCAUUAACUGGGUGUGCACAUUUUCCCACAUAUUAUGCCACGUGGGAAAUUUUAUUUUAUAUACAUAUUAUAUUUGAUCACUUCAUAUAAACAGUCUAUUUGCAUUUCAUCCUUUUGUCAGUAUCAUUAAGCUCCAUUACAUAACUCUGCCAUACAGCACAAUUUCUCCAUCUUCUGUUCCUUGCAUCAUCAUAAAUUUUUCCCUCUAAAGGCUUUAUUCUCUGUAAUUCUAAUUUUUGUGUAAUUUUUAUCUCUGGUAUUAAGACACUCCUUUUCUCUCUUACUUCUUUUAAGACUUCAUUGCAUUUUAGUCCUUGAACUGAACUGAUUAACUGCUAAGUAUCAUGUUCACAUAAUCAGUUCCAAACUGUCAAUAACCUUCAUAAUGUAAAAUUAAUUGCCCUUUAUUUAUCUUCUCUCUCACCUGAAAAAGUAAGUUGAAGGCUAGUGAUAUUUAUUUUGUCAUGGUCUCAAAUCAUCGAUUUUCAUAUCAGAUAAGAGAAGAUGUAUUUCCCUUAGGUUUUAAUUUAUCUCUUCUGUUGUCAUAAGCACUAGUCUGUGUAUGACUAGCAAUUCGUGGUUCUUCUGUAUGUACCAGUGCAAAGCUUUCUGUGAUGACAAUUUCAUUUUUAAAAUAAAAACAAAAGCCAAAGUCCUUCAUUGUUUGGAAUAUUUGGGGACUGUGUGUGUGUGUGUGUGUGUGUGUGUGUGUGUGUGUGUGUGUGUGUGUGAAGCACUCAGAAGUAGAGGUACAAAAAUGAGUCAAAUUGACAAAGCCUUUGGAAGUAUGAGCCAAUUUAUCAGUAAAUAUAUAAAGUUGUUGUCAGCAUUAUCCCAUUUAUCAGUAUGACAUUGCACCCACACUGGCCUGGAUGCUUGCUCUGAUUCAGUUGGGAAGGGUGUCAUAAAGCCAUUGUAUCUUGUUCUGAGGCAAGCUGGCCCACAUCUGUCAUAAAUGGUCCUUGAUAUCCUUGAUACUAGCACUUGGAAUGAAUGCAUGUCCAAGUUGGCCCCAGGCAUGUUCUUUCAGGUACAGACCAGGGGAUCUUGCUGACCAUGAGAAUAUUUCCAUCAUGAUGCAGUCAGUUCAUAGACAUUCACAUCAUGUGUGGACGAGCAUUGUCUUGUUGAAAACUGGCACCACAAUAUUGUAUGUCAUGUGAAACAUAACACAUGGGAAUGCUGGAUAUCCUUGACAUUCCAUCAUGCCACCAUAGUUGUUUCAGUCACUACGAGCUAUGACCUGAAGUCAUACGACCGAGCGAGGUGGUGCAGUGGUUAGCACACUGGACUCGCAUUCGGGAGGACGACAGUUCAAUCCCGUCUCCGGCCAUCCUGAUUUAGGUUUUCCAUGAUUUCCCUAAAUCGCUUCAGGCAAAUGCCGGGAUGGUUCCUUUGAAAGGGCACGGCCGAUUUCCUUCCCAUCCUUCCCUCACCCGAGCUUGCGCUCCAUCUCUAAUGACCUAGUUGUCGACAGAACAUUAAACACUAAUCUCCUCCUCCUCCUCCUCCUGAAGCCAUACUCUAUGGCUCCCCACAUCAUGGCAUCAGGAGUGACAACACUGUGCUUCUCCAAAACAUUGGAAGAGUAGGACCUCUUCCUAGGCCACAGCUGUAUUUGUUGAUGAUGGUCACGUAGUGUGGUGCAGACCCACAAUUCAUCACCGAACAGAAUACAACACUGACCAUCAGCAGUCCAUGCUUCCCAGGCACAGCACAACUCCAAACUUGGCCAUUUGUGUUGUGGUGUUAAUGGCAGCUUUUGUACAUAAUGGUAAUUCCUUGGUCCAGCUGCUGCUAGUCUCCAACCAAUAAUGCAGAAUGACACAGAGUGUUGCAGGGAGCUGAUUACUUGUUCUUGAAUGGCAGGCACAGAUGUGAAGGGGUUACAGUGUGCAUGAUGCACAACACAGUGAUCCUCCUUUGAGGUGGUCAGACAUUGUCAGUUGGAAUUUUGACAAGUAUGCCUGCCCUCACAUUCUCAUGCAGUCCAGUAUUGAGCCACUGUCACAUCCAAAUGCCUCACAAAUCUGGAAAUACCGCGAUUUGACCAGCAAGCCAAACGGAGACCGACAAUGAGGCCCCUUUCAAACUCUGUCAGGUGCUGAUAACACUUUCUCAGAGGAGUACACAGUAUCUCCAUGUCCUUCACAGUGGUCAUUCAACAUCCAACACUGUUCCCACUUCCUGUAUAUCUUGCCAGGCCUAGUAACAACACUAAUAAUGAACAACAUUAAUGCACUCUGGUGGCCUCCCACAGAGAACUGCUACUCUUAAUCAUUUAUCCUCCUGCCGAUGGUAUGUACUUAUUCAAAGUGACAUUGAUUCCAACCAUGUCUCUGGGUGUUUCACUUUUUUAUCAUGUAUUGUGUUUUUGCUACUGUUGGAUGUUACCAGACACUUGAAGAAAUGAACCAAAUGAUUCAGUAACAUAAAUUGAAAUAAAUGAAAUGAAUAUAAUAUUUCCAGGCAUACUGUUUAAUUUACCAGAAAUUGCUGAGAAACACUUCUUAUUGAAAACUGUGUAUUAAACAAUUGUAUGAUGAUGUAAAUAUUCACAUAUUUUUUUCUUAUUUUUUGGGAAGACCAUCAGAAAUGUAAUGUGCCCUGUACCAAACCAUAAAGCUGUGAUUGAUCCAUAGGUUGCAAUACCAUAGUGCUUUGCUAGACACAGUCCUAUUGGAGGUGGUAUGCCCUUGCCUUUCUGUGGCCUUUGAACUGACUUACCCAGCUAGUUAUUGGGGACCUACAGUUUAAUGUAGACUCGUAAUCAUGGUGCAGCUCAGUAUUUUUCACAUUAAGGCAAAAGAAGUUGUAAGUGAAUGAUAAAAAUCGUUACAGUGAUUGGGGAUUGAAACCCCAACUUUUAGAUAUGUAAUGUGGCACUCAACCACUGAGCUGCGACUACCACAACACAAAAGAAACAAGUUUGUUUGCAUUAAUGGGGAAUUAGUUGCCAUGGUUUGUUAGUGAGCAUCAGGUUUCUUUUCUACCUUGAAGUCCAUCCUGACACUCAUAGAAGGUUUAUGAAAAUCAAUUGACCCUGGUCAUUUGUGAGCAGUUUACUACAGACAUGUUCUUGCAUUCCAGUGCCAAGUAUGAUGUCUGACUCAGAAGAUAACAUUGUAGAAAGUGGAUUUGAUUCAUUAAAAUGUAAAGACUCUGCUUGAGGUUGGAGAAUGGUCAGUCAAGCUGUAAUAUACCGUGACAAAUAGCUUUUUAGUGAUGUCAAGGUAAUAUGCUUUUAAUAGUGAUUGUAUGAUUCACUUUCUUUACUAACUUAUGUAUCAGUGAGUGUGUGCUUUAUUGUUAAAUGAUAAUGUGUUACACAAUAUUCUCAUAGGGGUCCAGUUCCCAGCUGAAUUCUGAUGCAGACAGUCAUAACUCAAGCAGUAAAGAAGGGGUUUACAAAAAUGAAGGGACACCUCAAACGAGAUAAAUGGGAAUUGAAAACUGAUCAUUUUGAUCAUAAGGAAACAAUAAAAUACCUGAGAAAGGUAAAUGAAAUGUGAAGAGAUAGAAGUAUAAUAUUCCU
Schistocerca cancellata (South American locust) is the source of this 5232-nucleotide messenger RNA. Its product is annotated as carnosine N-methyltransferase. Lineage: Eukaryota; Metazoa; Arthropoda; Insecta; Orthoptera; Acrididae. The transcript is spliced from 9 exons. The coding region runs from base 271 to 1560 and encodes 429 amino acids. The record is from RefSeq and is a predicted model, not a curated record. Gene Ontology annotation, molecular function: S-adenosylmethionine-dependent methyltransferase activity.